Molecule: messenger RNA, 1266 nt
Organism: Carlito syrichta (Philippine tarsier)
Lineage: Eukaryota; Metazoa; Chordata; Mammalia; Primates; Tarsiidae
Product: Ig-like V-type domain-containing protein FAM187A
Exons: 1
Coding region: 1-1266 (421 amino acids)
Source: RefSeq, a predicted model, not a curated record
AUGAGCCUGGUCCAUGCCACUGUGUUCCUGUGGGCAUGGGGGAGCUUCCUGGCCUUUGAAAUCGUGGAGAAGGAGAAUGUUUUCCAGAAGACCCCGUGCCCUGCCUUCCUGAUGUUUGACAAUGCAGCCUACCUGGCCGACAUGACCUUUGAGCUUCCCUGCCACUGCAAGCCUGAGGAGGUGUCAGCCGUCGUCUGGUUCUACCAGAAGCACCCGGGCAGCAGCCACACCACGGUGCUGACAGACUUUGACGGGCGUGUGCUCCCCGAGGCGGCCCAGGUGCGGGUGGGCCGCGACAUGCUGGCCCGAUUCAGCAUCCGCAUGUUCAGUCUGCUGGUGUUCCGGGCCCAGCCCGAGGACUCAGGCCUGUACUUCUGUGGCACCCGCAAGGGAGACUACUUUUACGCCUAUGAUGUGGACGUCCAGAGCGGCGAGGGCAUGGUGGCCACCUUCCAGGAUGAGGGCCAGGAACCCUUCGCCGACGAGCGCCACGGGAACCUCCGCAUCUUCACCACCUUCUGGGAUUGGACGCCCUGUGACCGCUGCGGGGUGCGCGGGGAGCAGUGGCGCAUCGGCCUCUGCUACCUGCAGAGCCCGGGCCUCUCCCCACGCUACCGCAAGACUCUGCCCGACGUGGUGUCCUGCGGCUCAAGGGCGGUACCCAGGAGGCUGCGGACCCAGGCCAGUGGCCACACGCCUGAGCUGCUGGUGCGGAGCUGCCUGGUGCCUUGCGAGAGGAGCAAGUCAGUCCAGGAGGGCCUGCUGGCCAUCUUCAGCUACGUGGCCAAGGUGGGCAGCCGGCCCUGGGUGCCCCGGGUGCCCGUUCAGUUCCACCAGCAGAGGCUGGGCCAUGGGCUCAUCAUCUCCUGUCCCAGGGCCCGGCCAGAGCACGCGGUGGCCUGGGACAAAGGCAGCCAGCCCCUGUACCGCACGCAGUACCUGAAGGGCGUCAACAGGUCCAUGCGGGUGUUCAUUGACCAUGGCCACCAGCUCCACAUCCGCUUCACCCGGCUGAGCGACCAUGGCGUCUACUACUGCUGGCGGCAGGGCAAGCGGGUUGCAGGCUUUCGACUGGGCGUGGUGUCCCGGGGGCCUUACCCGGCCUCGCUCUCAGACCCAGAGACUCGCUCUGUCGUGGUGCUCACCCUGCUAGGCUACCUGCUCCUCACCGCCUUCUUUGUCACCGCACACCUCUGCCGGUGCUGCUGCUACUUAUCUCGCUGCUGUCCCAGUUCCGCCCCCUGGUUGUCUCCUCCCCAGCCCUGA